CUGCCAGACGCCCUUUUUACACUUCGACGGAGCAGGAGGACAACAGGGGAGAAAAUAUGGCGUCACUGAAAAAGAUCCUCUUCAGAACUUUAGAACAAUUGGGGAAAGAGGACUUUGAAGAAUUCAAGUGGCACCUGCAGGGGGAGGUCCUAGGAUUUGAAGGAAUCCCAAAGAGUCGACUAGAGGGUGCAGAUCGGACCCAAACUGUGGACCAGAUGUUUCUGAACUACGGCAUUAACAGUAUUAAAGUGACCAGAAACGUUUUGAAGGAGAUGAAUCAGAAUCUUCUGGAGGAGAACUUAUCUAAAAUCCCAUCAGAACCGACAGGUCCAAGACAUGCAUUGUCCCAGAGAAAUGUACCAGCAGAGAGCAGAGUCCCAGCAGAGAACAGAGUCCCAGCAGAGAGCAGAGUCCCAGCAGACCAGUGGCUGUUCUCAGUUCGGGCAGAGUUCGUUCAACGAGUGACUCCACCUGUGCUGAAUGUCCUUCUGGAUAAACUCUUUCAGUCUAAAGUGAUCAUAAAAUCUGAAAUGGAUUCAGCCAGAAACAAACCCAAAGAUGACGGAGCCCGAGAGGUGGUGGACGCGGUGCAAAAUAAAGGAGCUGCAGCCAGCAGGGUUCUGAUCAAUGCUCUCCGUGAGCUGGACCCGUAUCUUUAUGAAGAGCUCGAGCUUAAGCUGAAGCAAAACCUUGAGGAGUGUGUGUGACAGUUGAAGAACACAGAUUCUGAGCGAAGGCUACUUUCCUUCUCCCCUUUCUCCUGGACUCCCUCCUGAGAGCAGCUACCAGGGCUUGUUAUUAUUUUACCAGUUGGUGCUGACUUCUGGGUCAGAUUUGCAGUGGCGUUUUUAUAUGUACAAAAGUGGUGGGGCACAAACAACUUAGAUGUCUAUAUAUAAGCUUCUGCAGU
This is a messenger RNA of Trematomus bernacchii (emerald rockcod), 910 nucleotides long. RefSeq lists its product as uncharacterized. The coding region runs from base 57 to 707 and encodes 216 amino acids. Gene Ontology annotation, biological process: regulation of apoptotic process. The transcript is spliced from 3 exons. NCBI's taxonomy places the organism in Eukaryota, Metazoa, Chordata, Actinopteri, Perciformes, Nototheniidae. The record is from RefSeq and is a predicted model, not a curated record.